Messenger RNA from Myripristis murdjan (pinecone soldierfish), 2115 nucleotides. It is a transcript of the gene pla2g12a, whose product is annotated as phospholipase A2, group XIIA. The record is from RefSeq and is a predicted model, not a curated record. Lineage: Eukaryota; Metazoa; Chordata; Actinopteri; Holocentriformes; Holocentridae. Gene Ontology annotation, molecular function: A2-type glycerophospholipase activity; calcium ion binding. The transcript has 4 exons. Gene Ontology annotation, biological process: arachidonate secretion; phospholipid metabolic process; lipid catabolic process. Gene Ontology annotation, cellular component: extracellular region. Bases 216 to 797 code for a protein of 193 amino acids.
AUGUGACUCCGCUGAACCCGGAAGAUACAUUCCCAGCUGUGGCAGGUAGGCUGUUGAUGGUUGCUGGUCGGUUUGUGGAGGUGAACUAAAAAAGACAAACUAGCGACUGAAAUGUUAUCAGGCCGACGGUUUGAGGACUCAGUCAAACGCCGCUGUUGAAGUUGACGUACGCACCAGGAGAGGCUGGUGUGUGUGGCCCUGACGCCAAGUGGACUAUGUACUGCCACCACUACAUGUCCCUGCUCCUCCUCGGUCUGUGCUGCUGCGGCUGUUUCCUGUGUGUACUGUCCUGCGAACAAGAGCCAGCGACUCCAGACUGGCGAAUGACUUUGAAAACCAUUCGUAAUGGCAUACAUAAGAUUGACACGUACCUAAAUGCUGCGCUGGACUUGAUUGGCGGCGACGAUGGGUUGUGUCACUACAAAUGCAGCGACGGUUAUAAGCCAACACCUCGUCCUGGUUACAAGCCAUCGCCACCCAAUGGCUGUGGGUCUCCACUGUUUGGAUUUCAGUUUGACAUAGGUAUCCCAUCCAUGACCAAGUGCUGUAACCAACACGACCGUUGCUAUGACACCUGCGGUCAAGAGAAGCGCGACUGUGAUGAACAGUUCCAAAACUGCCUGGAGACGAUCUGUAGGAAGGUGCAAAAGACUCUUGGAUUGGCUCAAAGUGUCCAAGCAUGUGAAUCAGCGGUGGCUCUUCUGUUUGACGCUGUCAUGCACUUGGGGUGUAAGCCCUACCUGGACAGCCAGCGGGAGUCCUGUGUGUGUCAGUAUGAAGUGAAGAGGGAGCUGUGAGCCUCCAUGGAGACAAAACUGUGAAGUGGACUGAAUGAAAGACACUGCAUACCACAGUGGCUGAAUGACAAGCAACCUUGUUUUAGGCUCUUAGAGCAGAUGUUCUCAGGGAUGGGGCUUGAGUGACUGGUCUCUGCUGUUGCUUGUGUCCUGUUAGGUUUCUAAAAGCACACUGACAUGGCUAUUAAGUGAAUGUUGGAUUACUUUGGUUUGUAGAGUUAAAUGUUGAUGUUUUUCCAGUUGCAGUCAUUAUUUAUAUUUUGCUAAUAUUUGUUCCUUAUCUUUAAGUCUGGCAACUUGUCCAGGGUUUUCCCCUGACUUUUGUCCAGUGCAUGCUGGGAUAGGUGGCUCUCGUCCAUAUAACUCUGGAUAAGAAUAACUGGGCAAAGAACAAUAAUUAAUAAAUGAUGUUUGUUUCCACCAUUUCCUAUGCAUUCCUUAUUUUUAAUUUAUAAAAAUGUUAUGUGGCUAUUUAAAAAAUAUUUUUUAAUGGGGUCACAUGUUGACGGUAAUGUGAGCACAGCAUUUUAGAGCUUGAUACUGUUUCAUUUUUUAAAUUAUCCAGACAGCAGCUGAGUAUUAACAGUCACUAAUGCUAUAAACAAAUUAUAGCAUCACUGUUGAUGGAAUUUCAAUCUCUGACCAAAAAUUAACAACACCGUCAUCAGAAACACAGCUGGUAAACAUGAAUUGACAGACCAAGCUCUUGAUGGAAGAAAACGCAAGGCUGUAUUUACAACCCUACAACCUGUACAUUCCCUACAAGUCAAAACACUUUUAUUGAAAUCAUACAUAGAUACUACCUGAUACAUGAAAUGAUUUGUAAAUAUAUUUCAGUUAUAGAAGACAAAUGUUCUUUUUGCAAUUAUUUGGUGGAAACACUAGAAUGUGUUUUUUUUUUUUUUUUUUUUUUUUUGGUGUGUACAUGUGACAUUAUUUUGGGUUGAAUUUAAUUUGGAUCUUAAAAGAUAUUUUUUGUAAGGAAAUGUUAUUUAAAGAAUAUGAUAUGUUGUUAAUAUUCAACAAACCUAAUUUCUCCAGCAAUAAGCAAUAUGUUCCUAAUUUGCACAUUAUUUUGGCCAAAUUUUCCAUUCAUAAAAUGGAAUUCGUGUUAGCUACCAUCUUGUUAUUAAAUUUAAACAAACAGAUCCAAGCAUAUAUUUCCAAACACUAUCACAUCAAAAAUCUGUAAUAAAAAAUUAAACAGGUCUAUUAAUUUAUUUUAUUUAACAAACCUCUUGUGUAGGCUAAUUCUUUUCCUUUGUGAUUGCCUUUUUCUCACAUGGAACUAAAUACAAUAUUUUUUUAUUUUAUUUUA